GCCCACCACAUAUUUCUUCCUUCGCAAACCACAAAUCCUAUAAUAUAAAAAAAUUUGGAAAAAUACAAUAAAAACCAAGUUAAAAUAUUGAAAACGCCAUGGCUCUUACGGAUCUGAAUAAGCAAGCUGAUGUCGCUACUGAGAGCGAAGUUAAGCCCACUACCUCUGUUGAGACUCCCAACCAACAGGAAUCUGGUGCUGGCGAAGCUGAAACCCAAAAGCCCGCCGAAGAAUCUGCUUCUGCUGAUGUUUCCGGUGCUGCUACCCCAGCUACCACUACCAGCUCUUUAGCUAACCCCUCUACUACUGCUCCCUCUAGCGCUUCCUUGUAUGUUGGUGAACUUGACCCCAGUGUGACUGAAGCUAUGCUUUUCGAGCUCUUCAACAGUAUUGGACCCGUAGCAAGUAUUCGUGUUUGCCGUGACGCCGUUACUCGUCGCUCUUUGGGCUAUGCUUAUGUCAACUUCCACAACAUGGAAGAUGGCUCCAAGGCUUUGGACGAACUUAACUACACUUUGAUUAAGGGCCGUCCUUGCCGUAUCAUGUGGUCUCAGCGUGACCCUUCUUUGCGUAAGAUGGGUACUGGCAACGUUUUCAUUAAGAACUUGGACCCUGCUAUCGACAACAAGGCUUUGCACGACACUUUCUCUGCUUUCGGCAAGAUUUUGUCCUGCAAGGUUGCUGUCGAUGAGUUGAGCAACUCCAAGGGUUACGGAUUUGUCCAUUUUGACACUGUCGAAUCCGCUAACGCUGCUAUUGAGCACGUCAAUGGCAUGCUUUUGAACGACAAGAAGGUUUACGUUGGUCAUCACGUUAGCCGUCGUGAACGUCAAUCCAAGUUUGAGCAAAUGAAGGCCAACUUCACCAAUGUUUACGUCAAGAACCUUGAUACCGAAGUUACCGAACAAGAGUUUAGUGAUCUAUUUACCCCCUUUGGUGAAAUCACUUCUCUUUCUUUGGUCAAGGACCAAAAUGACAAGCCUCGUGGUUUUGGCUUCGUCAACUUCUCUUCCCACGAAGCCGCUGAAAAGGCUGUCGAUGAACUCAACGACAAGGAAAUUAAUGGUAAAAAGCUUUAUGUUGGCCGCGCACAAAAGAAGCAUGAACGUGAAGAAGAACUCCGUAGACGUUAUGAGCAAAUUAAAAUGGAGAAGAUGAACAAGUACCAAGGCGUCAAUCUUUUCGUCAAGAACUUGCAAGACGAAGUUGAUGACGAGCGUCUUAAGACUGAAUUUUCUGCUUUCGGUACCAUCACUUCCGCCAAGGUAAUGACUGAUGAGCAAGGCAAGUCUAAGGGUUUUGGUUUCGUUUGCUACACUACUCCUGAGGAGGCUAACAAAGCCGUCACUGAAAUGAAUCAGCGUAUGCUCGCCGGCAAGCCUUUGUACGUUGCCCUUGCUCAACGUAAGGAGGUCCGUCGUACCCAAUUAGAAGCUCAAAUUCAAGCUCGCAAUCAAUUCCGUCUUCAACAGCAAGUUGCUGCUGCCGCUGGUAUUCCUGCCGUUCAAUAUGGCGGUGGUCCUCUUAUCUAUGGACCUGGCGGUUACCCCAUCCCUGCUGCUGUUAAUGGACGUGGUAUGCCCAUGGUUCCUGGUCACAAUGGCCCUAUGCCUAUGUAUCCCGGAAUGCCUCCUCAAUUCCCUGCCGGUGUCGCUCCUGGCUACCCUGGCAUGAGCCCUCGUGGACCUGCUCCCGUUCCCGCUCAAGGUCGUCCCAUGAUGAUGCCUACUGGUGUUCCUCAGCCCGGCCCUGAUGAGUCUGCCGCUGUUCCUGGUAUGCCUGAAAGAUUUACUGCUGCUGACUUAGCUGCUGUUCCCGAGGAAAACAGAAAGCAAGUUCUUGGUGAGCUCCUCUACCCCAAGAUCUUCAUGCGUGAAGAGAAACUCGCUGGUAAAAUCACUGGUAUGCUUUUAGAAAUGCAAGAUUCUGAGUUAUUGGAACUUCUUGAUGAAGAUGCCGCUCUUAACGAGCGUAUUGAUGAGGCUCUCAAUGUUUUACGCGAAUUUGCCGAUCAAGAGCCUGCUGCUGAUGAGCAAUAAAGUAGUUUGGUUAAUGGAUCUUAUACUUUGUAAGAAGUGAUCUUCAGGUUAGAAACCUAUAGGAAUUUAGUAUAAUCUUUAUCUUAACGUUGGGUGUUUUAUUCGUUAACAGGGACAUUGUUUUGCAUUUUACAUAUGUGCGGUGAAUGAUUUGAGAUUCCCGUGAAAGCUUUUUUAAAUGCAGAAUCCGGUUUGAUAAUACAAUAAACUUUUAUAAAAAUUAGUUAUGGUAUGGUCAUGUAGUUGGAUGAUAAACUUUUUCUAUUCAUUACGUAUAUUAUAGUUGAUCGAGUUGAUAUGCCUAUUCAUUGCCAAAAUACGCUGAAAGCUUUGUUUCUUUUUAUGCUUCAAAAUCAUGAUUUCAGUUCAUCACAAGCUUUAAUCACAUUUAAAAGUGUUUAAAUCAAGUACAGCUUAAUAAGUGACUAGAUGAUCUGACAGCUAUUUCUGGCAACCUGAAAAGUAAAAUUAAGCGUUACAUCUCAUCAAGGACAUCGAAGAUGUUUCAUAAUGCUUAUGUCGUAGUAUCAGUACGUGGAAAAGGACGGACGACUCAUUCUGUCUUGCCUCAUUUCAUCAACACAGAUUUUAAAGUCUUCAGGGACAUGCUGCCUCGAAAUUUGACAGUCCUUUCACCUAAGAAGUUUAUGACUGGAGCAUAAUAUGUAAGGAAAAUCCAUAGAUUCAAUCAAAAGAAGCUGUUAAGUCAGAAACAGUUGAGUUGCUAUUAUAAUGCCAGCUUCAUGAAUAGUACUUUGCAAACGAUCGAGGUAAGAAAUUAGCUUUCUAAUUUUCUGAACAAAUACUCCAUUUUCUUUUCCAGAAUGGUAUAGAAAAGUCUCAGUAGGGAAGGCAAGUAUUCUUACAGGGCAAAGCAGAAUGCUUCAUGAAGGAGUUAAUGAAAAAGGUGGCUUUCGAUAUUUUCAAAUAGAUUACAA
Messenger RNA from Schizosaccharomyces cryophilus OY26, 2977 nucleotides. Its product is annotated as mRNA export shuttling protein. Gene Ontology annotation, molecular function: RNA binding. Bases 99 to 2039 code for a protein of 646 amino acids. NCBI's taxonomy places the organism in Eukaryota, Fungi, Ascomycota, Schizosaccharomycetes, Schizosaccharomycetales, Schizosaccharomycetaceae. The record is from RefSeq and is a predicted model, not a curated record. The transcript has a single exon. Gene Ontology annotation, cellular component: ribonucleoprotein complex.